Molecule: messenger RNA, 2480 nt
Organism: Dermatophagoides pteronyssinus (European house dust mite)
Lineage: Eukaryota; Metazoa; Arthropoda; Arachnida; Sarcoptiformes; Pyroglyphidae
Biological process (GO): cell fate commitment; negative regulation of transcription by RNA polymerase II; positive regulation of transcription by RNA polymerase II
Cellular component (GO): nucleus
Molecular function (GO): RNA polymerase II cis-regulatory region sequence-specific DNA binding; zinc ion binding; DNA-binding transcription factor activity, RNA polymerase II-specific
Source: RefSeq, a predicted model, not a curated record
CCGGCAUUAUCGACGCAAAGCGGAUUUUCAACAUCAUCAACAAUACCAAAUUCUAUUUCAUCGUAUUCAUCACUAAUGAUGGAUCUAGUGCCGAAUGCGGCUGAAACAUCAGCUGCGGCUGCUGCAUUAGCGGCUGCAGCGGCCGCUGCAAUAGAUAUGAAACCUGGUUCUUAUUAUAUGCCAUCACAUCAUCAACAAACUAGCCAAUUACAUUCAUCACAACAACAACAACAACCUCAACAAAAUCCACAAUCAUCACAAACGGGUAAUACCGGUAGUGGUGGUGGUCCAGGUGGUGGUGGUAAUAAUAAUGGUUCAUCAUUAAUAUCACAUCAAUUACAUCAACAUCAUCAACAACAACAACAACAGCAUCAACAACAAACGCAAUCACAAGCAUCUUCAGCGUUAAUCGCAUCAUCACAUCAUUUAAGUCAUCAUCUUCAUCAACAACAACAACAACAACAGCAACAACAACAACAACAACAUCAUCAUUCAACACAUCUACAACAUCAUCAACAUCAACAUCCGCAUCCACAUUCACAUCAUCAACAUCAUCAUAUGCUUAAUCAAUUAAGUUCGGCUGCAGCAUUAGGUAAUGCAGCAGCAGCGGCAGCAGCCGCUGCAGCAGCAGCACAAGGUCAUCAUCAUUCUUCUCAUCAUCAUCAUCAUCCAAAUCAUUCAUCACAAUUACAUAAUCCACAUUCACAUCUUCCACAUUCAGUAUCAUCAUCAUCAUCAUUACAACAAACAACGACAACAAAUUCAUCAAAUAGUCAUACGGCUGCGGCUGCUGCCGCAGCAGCAGCAGCAGCGGCAGCUGCUGCUGCAAAUCAUCAUUAUCAUCAUCAUCCAUAUAGUGCACAGAAUCCAUAUGCUAAUUUUAAUCCACAUCAUUCGCAUACGCAUCCACAAUCAUCAUCAUCAUCAACAUCACCAAAAUUAGGUGCAGGAAGUUUAACAGCAGCAGCGGCAGUUGCUGCAUUAGGUGGUGGUAAUAGUAGUCCAAUAUCAUCAAAUGGUCAUCAGCAUCAUCAUUUUUCACAACAUCAUCAACUUAGUGGUGGAAAUAGUUUAGGUGGAAAUAGUAUCCAUCAUGGUCAAAAUCCUUAUCUUAAUCAUCAUCAUCAUCAUAAUUUAAAUAAUAAUCAUAAUUCUCAUCACCAUCAUCAUCAAACAAUGACUAGCCAAAAAACUAAUAAUAAUCAUAAUCAUAAUAAUAACCGUGCCAAAGGUCGUUCCAAUUCCGGAAAAGAAGGCCGUGAAUGUGUUAAUUGUGGUGCAACAUCAACACCAUUAUGGCGUCGUGAUGGUACUGGACAUUAUUUAUGUAAUGCAUGUGGUUUAUAUCAUAAAAUGAAUGGACAAAAUCGUCCAUUGAUCAAGCCUAAACGUAGGCUCGUAAGUGUAAGUCAACAAUCGGCUGCCAGACGUGCAGGAACAUCAUGCGCCAAUUGUAAAACAACAACAACAACAUUAUGGCGCCGUAAUCAUAAUGGUGAACCAGUUUGUAAUGCAUGUGGACUUUAUUAUAAAUUACAUAACGUAAAUCGUCCAUUAACAAUGAAAAAAGAAGGUAUACAAACACGUAAUCGUAAAUUAUCAUCAAAAGGAAAAAAGAAAAAAAAUAUUGGUGGUGGUGGUAAUAAUAAUAAUCAUGGAUCAUCAUUAAGUGGUGGUGGUCAUCAUAAUCAUCAUCAUCAACAUCAACAUCAUCAUUUAGGUGGUGGUGUUGGUGGGAAUAUUGGACAUAAUGGAAAUUUAUCACAUGUUUCAUCAUCAUUAGGUGGUGGUGGUUUACAAUCAAAUAAUAAUACAACAAAUUUAAUAUCAAUGUCUGAUUGUAUAAAACCAUUUGGUCAUAAUAUUGAACAUAAUAAAUUUGGUCAAACAUUUGGUCAUGGACAAUUAUCAUCGACAACAGCAGCAGCCGCAGCAAUGAAUUCAAUGUCAGCAAUGUCAGCUGUUAAUCAUUAUAUGCAACAUGCACAUUCGGCUGCAGCAGCAGCAGCUGCCGCUGCUGCUGCUGCAAUGAAUAAUAUGAAUAUGAAUAUGAAUAUGAACAUGAACAUGAAUAUGAAUAUGUCGAUGAAUAUGAAUAUGCCAAUUUCAAUGACUGGUUCACCAUUUAUUGGUACACCAACAUCAAUGACACAUCAUUCACAUCAUCAUCAUCAUAUGACUGCUGCAAGUCAUAAUGCAGCAGCUGCAGCUGCUGCUGCCGCUGCUGCUGCUAAUCAUCAUACGGCUUCUUCAAGUCUUUCUAGUUUAACAUUACCAUCAACUGGAUCGAUGCUUGGUUCAUCUGGUAUUAAUAGUAUGGUUGGUGCUAUGGCUUAAAAAAUACAAGACACAUAUAAGAUUCAUCAAGAAUUUUGGUCAAAGAAAUCAACCGAACCAGUUUAGAAUAUUAUUCGUAAAUCAAAAAAAAAACGAAACGCAUCUCAUAAUCAUCAUUAUCAUCAUAUCAAAUGGAAUCAAAA